CUCUGUCUGUUGGACAGCCAACAUAUCUUUGCUUCUAACAACAAAACCAGCUUGUCGCAAGGGGUUCAAAAUAGGGUAGUCCGCGAUUCCCAAGUUUCAUGGGCUUUCGUGUCCAAGGCACAUGGUCCAGUGCCCACCAUGGCUCAAAUGUAUGCUGACGUGCCACUUGCGAUCCUGCACACACCACAGUUCGAGACUGGCGAGACGGACCCUUUCACUGUCGAGGCAUCUCACAUGGUGCUGAGCCAUAACUCAUUUAUCCGCGGUUUUAAUAGCAUAUACCAGCAAGCUCCUCGUGUAAAGGCUGCAGACAAAGCCGAUUUCGUGGAGUACUGCAUUGCCUGGCACGACUGCGUUGACGCGCAUCAUCACUAUGAAGAAACCGAGCUUUUUCCAAACAUCAAUAAAGCUUGUGGCAGGACUGAUUUAAUGAGUGCUGCCGUAGAGGAGCAUGCUACCUUUUUCGGUGGCAUGGGAAGAAUGAAAGCUUAUCUGCAACAGGAAGGAGCUAAUUUUAACGGUGACGAGCUAAUCGCUAUCUUGGACUCUUUCAAAGAUGCUUUGCACUCUCAUCUUAAAGCAGAGCCCCCUGCGAUUGUGGCUCUCAAGGAGUAUAGCACAGCGGAGAGACCAAUCGACAUCCUAGGCAUUGCUGAUGCAGCUGGAAAAAAGCAAGUCAACAUGAGCUUCGUGUUGAAUGUCCUACCCGUGUUUCUUCUCAAUAUGGAGACCGCAGACUUUGAAGAGGGCAUGUGGCACGACGUAUUCCCGCCUUUCAAAGGUGUUGUCAAGUGGGUUUUGACUAAGGCUGUUCCAGCAUGGCAUUCAGGUAGAUGGCGAUUUGUGUCGUGUUCCCCUGAUGGGAGCGUUAAGCAGUUGGCUGUUUGACAUGUACUAUGAACGCUAGUUCACCAUGUGCAUAGUCAUACAAGGCUUUCUUCGGACGAAGGUUGAUGUUUACUAAGUAGUAUAACGCAUAGUAAUUUAGUUUGGGGUCUCUGAACUGGGCCACGCAUAUAUUCUCUGAUCGUUCAUAU
Xylaria bambusicola is the source of this 1037-nucleotide messenger RNA. RefSeq lists its product as uncharacterized. The record is from RefSeq and is a predicted model, not a curated record. NCBI's taxonomy places the organism in Eukaryota, Fungi, Ascomycota, Sordariomycetes, Xylariales, Xylariaceae. The transcript is spliced from 3 exons. Bases 139 to 888 code for a protein of 249 amino acids.